Molecule: messenger RNA, 3174 nt
Organism: Oncorhynchus keta (chum salmon)
Lineage: Eukaryota; Metazoa; Chordata; Actinopteri; Salmoniformes; Salmonidae
Product: E3 ubiquitin-protein ligase TRIM63-like
Exons: 9
Coding region: 230-1717 (495 amino acids)
Molecular function (GO): zinc ion binding
Source: RefSeq, a predicted model, not a curated record
CAGCCUGUGACACUCAGUGGAUUGCCAGCUAGGGAGCAACGCGAUCUGUUAGAAGAAACUUUGAGGACAGCAACGAGCGCCUGAGCAGGCCCAGCCACUCUGCAUUGUUCAAAAGGAGUAGACAUCUUUGAUAUUUGCCAAGUUACUUCUUUAGGGAUUGGGGGACCAUUGGGGGACCAUUUGUUGGUAUCCCUAAAGACCAGUAGAGUUUUUGUUUUUCCACUGUGCAAUGAGUAUCUCUCUGGGGUAUUCACAUUCCACAAAGCAAGACAGCACCAUGGACAGCUUGGAGAAACAGCUCAUUUGCCCUAUCUGUUUGGAGAUGUUUACCAAACCGGUGGUCAUUCUCCCUUGUCAACACAACCUUUGUCGAAAAUGUGCCCAAGAUAUUUUCCAGGCCUCAAACCCUUAUCUAUCGACCAGAGGAACCACUGUGACUUCAGGGGGGCGUUUCCGCUGCCCAUCCUGCAGACAUGAGGUGGUUCUGGACAGGCAUGGUGUCUAUGGCCUCCAGAGGAACCUGCUGGUGGAGAAUAUCAUUGAUAUGUACAAACAGGAACAGGAGUCCUCAAGCAAGCCUGAGCCUGAGCCUGCCAGGUGUGACCAGCCCAUGUGUGAAGAGCAUGAAGAUGAGAAGAUCAACAUCUACUGUGUGACGUGUGGCGUGCCCACCUGCUCUCUCUGCAAGGUGUUCGGAGCCCACAAAGACUGUGAUGUGGCCCCAAUCAACACUGUGUUCAAUAAGCAAAAGACUGAGUUGACUGACUGUAUAGCCAUGCUAGUGGGGAACAACGACAGGAUUCAAGGCAUCAUGAGUCAACUGGAUGAGACCUGUAAGACCGUUGAGGAGAAUGGCAGGAGGCAGAAAUCCAAUGUGUGUGAAAGUUUUGAUCACCUUUAUGCCAUCCUGGAGGAGCGGAAAGGGGACAUGACCCUGAAGAUCAACGCAGAGCAACAGGAGAAACUGGACUAUAUAAACGGCCUCAUGAGGAAGUAUAGAGAGCACCUGGAGAACAUGGCAAAGAUCGUGGAGACAGGGAUACAGACAAUGGAGGAGUCAGAGAUGGCUACUUUCCUGCAGACUGCAAAGCCUCUUCUACAAAAGCUCAUUGCAGGCACUAACAUCUCCAACCUUGACAAAGUGGAGCGUGGCUAUGACAACAUGGAUCACUACGUAGCCAACUUUGAGCGGGAGAGGAGGGCACUGCACACCAUAGACUUUGUGAAAGAUGAUGAAGAUGAUGAUGAGUUUGAGUUUGAAGAUGGAGAAGAGGAAGUAGAAGUGAGUGGAGUGACAGGGGUGACCCGUACAGAUGUCUCUCCUGCUGCUGCAGUGGCGGCAACGGUUGGGGCCAACCCUCCAAAGCCCCAGCUGACAUCACCCCCACCCCUGCCUCAGAGACCUACUGAAACCCUAGGCGACACCGCUACACUGGCCACUCCACAGGCCCCCGUCCAUGCAACAACCCCGGUACAAUUCCCAUCCUUAAACCCAACCCCAACUGCCAGCGCACAGGCCCGCGCCACAACCCCAGUCUACUUCCCAACUUCAACCACAACACCAGUUCAGUUCCCAAACACAGCCCCGGUCAACUUUCCAUCAGCAGAGCCACCGACACAGAUGUCCUCUGAAUCGGGAUCAACUCAGCCAAACACAGAUGACAAAGAUGGACCCAAACACGUCUUCUCCUUUUCUUGGCUGAACAACCAGAAGUAGAUGAUCAUUUUACCUCAAAACCGUACUGAAAUUGUUGUAAUACUCCAUUGUCUUGAUUGAGUCAGCAUCAUGCUGCAGGAACGGUUUAAAUAAGUACUCUGUUACCGUUGAAUAACUGUAAUUUAUCUGUAAAUGCUCUCUAGCACUUGCAGUAUAUUCGUCAUACUGUGAAAACAAACGUCAUUGGGCUGAUCUCUGACUUGAGAAAACUGUGCUUAAUUUGGCACACCUUUGCGCAAUAGAUUUCCGCGCCAGUCAGAAGAACAGCCAGAAUGUAUUUAUACACUCAAUUUAGGCUACACAGCAAGCAAUAAAUGUAACUUUUCAACUUUUUUAUUACAAAUAUAAAUAUUAGACGUUCUCUUGCACAACAAAUGUGAUUGGUUGCUCAUAUUGUAUUUUAUUAUCAAACUUUAACCAGUUGUACAAUGAGAGGGAAUAUCAGAAAGAGAGGAUGAAUGUGUGACUAACAGUAUAUACAAAACAUGUUAUGCUUGAAUAUAAAUUAAGACAAAGGAUAUUUGUUCAGUGUCAGCAUGUCAACGGGCUAUGUUUGCUUCUCAUCAAACAAUGUAAUAACUAUACAGCGAAUUACAACUCGAUUUUACAGCUCUCGUUUAAAUAAAUACAAAUGAUAAAUAAAAUAACGAAAGUUAACCAAUUCAAGAGUAAUACAGAAAUGGAAUAGUACCGUACACUUUGUGCAAGAUGUAAACAAAUUAUUUGGCAAAUGUGUUUCAAACACUUUCAUUUCCCGAAUAUGUCCAUCAUUUUCCGGUUACUAUUUGCCUGCUGUGCUAAUUGCUCGGCUCGAGCCAUUUCUAGAACUUCCCUCAGCAGGUGGAACGUCAGGUCCAAAGAGAUCGGUGGCUCUUCGCCCGGCCCGGACCUCUUUCCUCUUUCCAUGGAAUCACCCAUCUGGUUAGCGUAGCUGUUCAGAAACCGAUUGAUGUCACCGACUUUACCUUGCAGAAGGCGCUGCGUGAGCUGAAGUUGUAAAGCCCUGUUGACCGUUGUUGAGGGCGCAGCAUCUCCAGGAGAUGUGUUCGGCGAGGAGGACUGGAGGGCAUUUUGAUUGGAGUUGUCUAGCCGAAUUAAGUACUCCUCUCCUAGUCGCAGAAGAAUGGGGAGUUGCUGUUGCAGCUCUGCCUGUAGAUUGUGGGAUGGAUGGACCGCCCAGGGGGUUUCAAUAGCUCUACAUUCAUAGCGAGGUUGGAAGGCACCAAGUAGAGCCACGGCGAAAACGAAGACAUUCACCUUCAUCUCAGGAGAUUGGGAGGAAUCUGAGAAUGAAAUGUAGGUUAAUUUGUAUCAUAAUUAAAGUGAAGAUGCAUGUUAAGUAGCCUAGGCUGGGAGUGUCCCUUUGACAAAAAGUUGUAUUUUCAUAUGCCGCAAAGACUGAUUUUGUAUUUUACAUGUAUUUUAUUUGCAUUGAAAACAAUAAAAGCGGUUGCUUA